Arvicanthis niloticus (Nile rat) is the source of this 832-nucleotide messenger RNA. RefSeq names its product lysozyme-like protein 1. NCBI's taxonomy places the organism in Eukaryota, Metazoa, Chordata, Mammalia, Rodentia, Muridae. The record is from RefSeq and is a predicted model, not a curated record. Gene Ontology annotation, molecular function: lysozyme activity.
GCUCUAGGGAGAAGUCCUGAAGGAUCACUUGUGCCUUGUGAGAAUCAGAAAUGGCUUCAAGGAAUUCAGAAAGGUCCUGGGAACUACCCCUCAUUAACUGAGCUCUGCUUCCAACGGGGCUUCGGGAUGAAGGCUGUUGGUGUCUUCGCCCUAAUUAUCAGCUUCAGCAUAGUCGCAGAAUCCAAAAUCUACACUCGAUGUAAACUGGCAAAAAUCUUUGCAAAGGCUGGCCUGGACAAUUACGGGGGAUUUACCCUUGGAAACUGGCUCUGCAUGGCAUACUAUGAGAGCCACUACAACACUACAGCUGAGAAUGUCCUGGAGGAUGGGAGCACUGACUAUGGCAUUUUCCAGAUAAACAGCUUCACAUGGUGCAGAAAUGCAAAAAAGCAUCAGAAGAAUCACUGCCAUGUUGCCUGCUCAGCCUUGAUCACUGAUGACCUCACAGAUGCCAUUCUCUGUGCCAAGAAAAUUGUUAAAGAGACACAAGGGAUGAACUAUUGGCAAGGCUGGAAGAAGAACUGUGAGAACAAAGAUGUGUCUGAGUGGAAGAGAGGAUGUGAGGUUUCCUGAUCUGCAGCAGGUGUAAGGGUGCUUUGCCAUGGCUCCUCAGAUUUGUAAUGAGUCUCCCUUUCCCUCACAGUAUCCCUUCUCAAAAUUGGAGAGGGAAUCCAAGCUGUAUUUUAAGAAAGUAAAUAUUUCCCUUUAUAUUGUCUUCACGUCUCUCUGACCUGAGUUCAAUGAUGUCAUAAUAACAUGAUGGUGUUAGUACUUGGGAAAUCAUCUUCAUUAUGUCUAAGGACUGGAGAGAAUAAACGUUUCUCCUUUGUUG